Molecule: messenger RNA, 1285 nt
Organism: Oncorhynchus masou masou (cherry salmon)
Lineage: Eukaryota; Metazoa; Chordata; Actinopteri; Salmoniformes; Salmonidae
Product: protein-tyrosine sulfotransferase 1-like
Exons: 2
Coding region: 368-1285 (305 amino acids)
Biological process (GO): peptidyl-tyrosine sulfation
Cellular component (GO): Golgi apparatus
Molecular function (GO): protein-tyrosine sulfotransferase activity
Source: RefSeq, a predicted model, not a curated record
CAGACUCUAGUAAAGUAAGGGUGACGCGUUUGCAGCGAUACAAUUGAAAAGAAAGCAGUAACAAGUAAUCUUGUGUGUCGGAUCAGUGGAACAACAAGGGAGCAAAUUGAACGGAUGGAAUUUACGAGUAACGGUGUUCAACUAUUAGAUAAGCAGCUUAAUCAACUAUCUCCCGCGCUGGAUCCUCUACAUUUAGGCCUGAUGGAGCUGGGCACGCGACAAGCGUUGACCACCGGGGAACACACAACACGCUCUGCCCCCCAUCGCCGACCUUGAAAGGAGGGACACUCCGCUACUCUCAACCUUCCCUCCUCUUCCACUACCUCCUCUGGUACACCUCCUCCCUCCCUCCCUCCCCGGUCCUGAGAUGGUGAUGGUGAUGAUGAUGAAGCUGAAGCAGAACCUGCUGGUGGCCUGUCUGGUCAUCAGCUCAGUCACAGUCUUCUACUUGGGUCGUCACGCCAUGGAGUGUCACCACAGCAUCGAGGAGCGCAGCAGCCAGCCUGGGGACCAAGGGGUUCUGGGGGGCCUUCAGGGGCCGGGAGGGGUCCUCCUGGGCGGCUCGUUGGGCUCCUCCGCCAUCCUGCGGGGCUCCAGACCCGGGGGCCAUAACCUCUCAGCUCCAUUCGUCUACAACAAGGACAUGCCUCUCGUGUUCAUUGGAGGGGUUCCCAGGAGUGGGACCACGUUGAUGAGAGCCAUGCUGGACGCUCACCCCGAGGUUCGUUGUGGAGAGGAGACCAGGGUUAUUCCACGUAUCCUGGCCAUGAAACAGAUGUGGUCGCGGUCGGGGAGGGAGAAGAUGCGUCUGGACGAGGCCGGGGUGACGGACGAGGUCCUGGACGCCGCCAUGCAGGCCUUCCUCCUAGAGAUCAUCGUGAAGCACGGCGAGCCCGCCAACUUCCUCUGUAACAAGGACCCCUUCGCUCUGAAGUCCCUCUCCUACCUGGCUAAGAUCUUCCCGCACGCCAAGUUCGUGCUCAUGAUCCGGGACGGACGCGCCUCGGUCCAUUCGAUGAUCUCGCGUAAGGUGACGAUCGCUGGCUUUGACCUGGGCAGCUACAGAGACUGCCUGACCAAGUGGAACAGGGCCAUAGAGACCAUGUACACUCAGUGCCUGGAGGCCUCAGACAAGUGCCUGCCAGUGCAUUAUGAACAGCUGGUGCUCCAUCCAGAGAAGUGGAUGAGGACGCUGCUCAAAUUCCUGGACAUUCCCUGGAACGAGGCGGUGCUUCACCAUGAGGAACUCAUAGGGAAAGCGGGUGGUGUUUCUCUCUCCAAGUAA